AUGGCUCCCGCUCCCCGCUCCCUCUUCCCCCGUCGUCCUUCCCUCCCUCCCAGGCCCUUCCCGAGCAACGCUCACCUGACCUCUCCCCCGCGCACACAAAACCCGGCGCUGCCCCCUCCACACACACGCACACACACACACACGCUGUCACCCACGCUCCCACCGACCCGCCAGCAGCCCCCAGUGCUCGGUCCCCCACGCCCGCUCUCACUCUCUGCUCACUGCCCGCCUUUAGCGCCCCCGCCACCCAGCAAGCGCCCGCGCCCCUCCCCUGCGGCCCCUUACACCGCCCCCAUCGCCGCCUACGAUCCGAAAAAAGACGUGAUCAUUUUUCUGCGCGCCCACCCCUUCCCUCCUUUCCCUCUCCUUGUCUCUCCUCCUUCAGCUCUCGCCCUGUCUCGUCUCCCCGUCUUCUCCACACUUUUGAGCCUCGCGCGGAGACUGAUACACGCCGCAUAA
This is a messenger RNA of Heterobasidion irregulare TC 32-1, 459 nucleotides long. RefSeq lists its product as uncharacterized. Lineage: Eukaryota; Fungi; Basidiomycota; Agaricomycetes; Russulales; Bondarzewiaceae. The record is from RefSeq and is a predicted model, not a curated record. Bases 1 to 459 code for a protein of 152 amino acids. The transcript is spliced from 2 exons.